Messenger RNA from Perca fluviatilis (European perch), 969 nucleotides. It is a transcript of the gene aanat2, whose product is annotated as arylalkylamine N-acetyltransferase 2. Gene Ontology annotation, cellular component: cytoplasm. Gene Ontology annotation, molecular function: aralkylamine N-acetyltransferase activity. NCBI's taxonomy places the organism in Eukaryota, Metazoa, Chordata, Actinopteri, Perciformes, Percidae. Gene Ontology annotation, biological process: response to light stimulus; circadian rhythm. The transcript has 3 exons. The coding region runs from base 198 to 824 and encodes 208 amino acids. The record is from RefSeq and is a predicted model, not a curated record.
AUCAGAGAGAAAGAAGAGGAGGAGACUGCAGGAGGGACAAAAAGGUCAGCAUCUUGCCUAUUGAGUUACAUUACAGUUAGCGCUGUUGGACAAACAGAACACAAAAAGCUGUGUUGCCAGGGUUACUUUGACUGCAUCAUUUAUAGUAUCGGUAUUUAAUUUAUAUUGCAAAAGGUUGGAAGAGAAAAAUAGGCAUCAUGACACAGCAGGUCAGUGCCUUACCAGUCCUCAAGCCCUUCUUUCUGAAGACGACUGGCAGAGUGGUUAACCCUCUGCGACAGCGACGACACACACUCCCUGCUAGCGAGUUUAGAAACCUCACGCCACAGGACGCAAUCAGUGUGUUUGAGAUUGAAAGAGAAGCAUUUGUCUCUGUGUCUGGAGAGUGUCCACUUACCCUGAAAGAAGUGCUUAACUUCCUGGGUCAAUGCCCUGAGCUGUCGCUGGGUUGGUUUGAGGAGGGACAGCUGGUAGCUUUCAUUAUUGGCUCUGGCUGGGACAAGGAGAGGCUUUCACAGGAGGCAAUGACUCAGCAUAUCCCAGACAACUCCACUGUGCACAUCCAUGUUCUGUCAGUGCACCGUCACUGUCGGCAGCAAGGCAAGGGCUCCAUCCUCUUGUGGCGCUAUUUGCAGUACCUGCGCUGUGUGCUGGGCUUUCACCGAGCUCUGCUGAUUUGCGAGGACUUCCUGGUGCCCUUCUACCUCAAGGCCGGCUUUAAGGAGAAAGGACCAUCAGCCAUCUCCAUACCCAACAUGCAAUUCCAAGAGAUGGAGUACAUGCUCGAUGGGCAGGUGUACGCACGGCGGAACAGUGGCUGCUAGUCCAUGAGCCCCUGCCCUAUUCUACUCCACUUACUCACCUCUAACAUGGACUCAGGGCAGAUAAUGUAAGAUUAAAGGUCCCAUGACAUGGUGCUCUUUGGAUGCUUUUAUAAGGUGGAGAGUGGGGGUGUGGCCUUGACCAACU